Messenger RNA from Asparagus officinalis (garden asparagus), 729 nucleotides. RefSeq lists its product as uncharacterized. The coding region runs from base 1 to 729 and encodes 242 amino acids. The transcript is spliced from 2 exons. Lineage: Eukaryota; Viridiplantae; Streptophyta; Magnoliopsida; Asparagales; Asparagaceae. The record is from RefSeq and is a predicted model, not a curated record.
AUGAAGACGUUGCACGCCUGCUCGAGGAAGGUUCACAACGAGAUUUUCCUGGUAUGCUUGGGAGCAUCGACUGCAUGCACUGGACAUGGAAGAACUGUCCAAUUGCCUGGUAAGGUCGUAGCUAGCAAAGAUCUUUGGAUAUGGCAUGCCUUCUUUGGACUGCCGGGGUCUCACAAUGACCUUAAUGUUCUACAUCGUUCACCGGUUUUCGCACAACUUGCGGAGGGAAGAGCUUCACCGUGCAACUAUACUGUCAAUGGCCACGAGUAUAAUAUGGGAUACUAUCUCGCCGACGGGAUUUACCCAGAGUGGUCCACAUUAGUGAAGACUAUUCCAGCACCGCGAGGAAACAAGCAUAAAUACUUUGCUCAACAACAAGAGAGCGCAAGAAAAGAUGUUGAGCGAGCUUUUGGCGUGUUGCAAGCUCGAUUUGCGAUUGUUCGUGGACCAGGACGUUUCUGGCAACCUUGUGUGCUGAAAGAUAUCAUGACAACUUGUAUCAUAAUGCAUAACAUGAUCGUUGAAGAUGAACGUGAUUGCCAAUUGGACAACAACUUCGACUUUACUGAUUCAGUACCAGUCGUUGAACCUUCUCAUGCGCAGACGGUGCCUCUAACUGAGUUCAUCCAAAAUCAUCUUCGGAUCAGGAACACGCAAACACACAAAUCACUAAAAAAUGAUUUGAUCGAGCAUCUGUGGCAGCUCAAGGGAUCCAUCGCCGAGGAUUAA